AUGCUGUCGUUUGGGCAGCUGAAGAGUUUUGGCAUACUGCAGCAGGAGCUGCUGCGUGUCUACGAUUCCAACAUGGCGUUGACGGGGUGGAUAGUGGGAGUAGCCUACGCUCUCAUGUGCUCUAUGGGCGCGCUGAUGCGACCGCUGCCAGAAUCCGCCUGCCCGACGCCGCGUGAGAGCGCUGCUGUCGACACCGUCGUCAGAGCGCGUCGUCGGCCAGUUGUCGUCGUCGCGCGUGCCUCGUCGCCGGAGAGCCGCCGCAGGUUGGAUUCCGUGAGGGAGGGUGAGGUGGGGUUGCAAAGUGUCUACGGCUCGCUAGAGGUGUACGUGCGCAGCAUGUCAACCUUUGCCGAGCCCGCCGACGACAACGACGACAACGUCGUUACGUUUCCUUGGUACCUGUUCAAGGACGCUGCGUUCUUACUGCUUACGCUCUCCACCGUGCUGUUUCUCGUCACAUAUAUCAACAGCUACCAGCUGCUGCCGCUGAUCACCGACAAGGUAGGCGAUGGCAGGUUCAGUGGCGCCACCAUGAUUGGCUUCAUGAGCAUAGUAGACACGAUCAGUCGCGUGCUGUGGGGUUUCGUCUGGGACCACGAUGCUUUCCGUGCGCCAACAGUGCGGAUGAUAGGCACGGGGUCGUUGCUAGCGGUGAGCGGCGGUCUGGUGUUCGCCUGCAUCUUCAUCACAGUGAACGAGGUACUGGCCGGAUGGACGAUGGUCAUGGGUGUGUUGGUGGCCGGAGCUUUCUCCACCGUGGUCCCCAUCACGAUGGACAUUUGCGGACCUGCGCAAGUCGGCAACGGGUUCGCCAUAUUUAUGUUAUUUGAAGGAUUGUUGAUGAUGGUAGACCCACUAUUGAUAGGAUAUCUAAUCGAUAGAACGGGAACGGUGGACAGCGCCAUCUAUGUUCUCGGAGCGUCAUUUCUAGCAUCUGGAAUCUUCAUCAGUGUGAUUCCUCUGGUGCGACAGUGGCGCGGCCUGGUGACGGAUAUAUCUCCGCAAACUGUUGCGACAUUCGAAAAUUACGAUGUCGGCUUCCAAAGCAAGACGACACACGUACUAAAGAAGCGAGCGAAAAAUCCAUCGAGAAAAAAUCUCGGCGUUGACGUCUGAUGACUUAUU
This is a messenger RNA of Priapulus caudatus, 1125 nucleotides long. RefSeq lists its product as uncharacterized. The transcript has 3 exons. The coding region runs from base 1 to 1116 and encodes 371 amino acids. The record is from RefSeq and is a predicted model, not a curated record. NCBI's taxonomy places the organism in Eukaryota, Metazoa, Priapulida, Priapulimorpha, Priapulimorphida, Priapulidae.